CUCUCUGCAGUUUUUGAAGAGCCUGAAGACCCUAGCAGCAGGUCGUUUUUUUCAGAAAUAAUCUCGUCGAUCUCCGAUGUCAAAUUCAGCCACAGCGGUCGCUACAUGAUGACACGAGACUACCUCUCUGUCAAAGUGUGGGAUCUCAACAUGGAGAACAGGCCCAUAGAGACGUACCAAGUCCAUGAGUAUCUCCGGAGCAAGCUCUGUUCCCUCUACGAAAACGACUGCAUCUUUGACAAAUUUGAAUGCUGCUGGAACGGUUCCGAUAGUGCUAUCAUGACUGGAUCCUACAACAACUUCUUUAGAAUGUUUGACCGAAACACGCGGCGGGACAUCACCCUGGAGGCCUCUCGGGAGAGCAGCAAACCCCGGGCCAUCCUGAAGCCCAGGAAGGUCUGCACGGGUGGCAAAAGGAAGAAGGACGAGAUCAGCGUUGACAGUCUGGACUUCAACAAGAAGAUCCUCCACACGGCAUGGCAUCCCGUGGAGAACAUCAUUGCUGUAGCUGCCACCAAUAACUUGUAUAUAUUCCAGGACAAAAUUAACUAAAGGUGACUUGCUGGAGGACGGCGCCGUCGUCUUGCAUAGUUGAGCUCGGUUGUUUGUCUGUAACAGAGAAGGCCUCGUUGUCCUCCCGGUGAAGAACAUUGAUGCACUUCCUUCCCCCUAGCGAGAGGCGAGGGCCUGGCCUGGCUGUUGGGUUCCUGGCUGGUUCUGGCUGGUGGGGCCGGGGCGGCCGGCGCAGCUUCCCGGGAGCGACCCUCGAGGGGCAGAACCGAUGGAUGGGGCUCAAUGAGGCCAAUACUCGAAACAAAUGUAUUUAUUGAAGUCUGAGCCUUCCUUUCCAGUUUAUAGACCAAAAAAAUUUAACACCCAAGAAGAAAAAAUUGUCAUAAAAAAUGUACUUUCUAUCUCUCGUGCUCUUUCUCUGCUGUAAUAUUUGGGCCUUUCAAAACAUAUAUUGUGCUUCACGCCUGUAAACAUUCCUCCUCUGCCCGCGGCCGGGCUUCGGUGUUUUUACCUUCGAGCACUUCGGUAGGUCUUGAGUUGGGUUCGUAGACAGGUUUCCAUGGAUAUUUACUCACCAACUGUAUCUAUAACCACACCUUCUGGUGUAAACCACUUAAUAAAAUAACAAGCUAUAAAAAGUGUUUUUAAAUCUGAA
This is a messenger RNA of Calidris pugnax (ruff), 1168 nucleotides long. RefSeq names its product serine/threonine-protein phosphatase 2A 55 kDa regulatory subunit B delta isoform-like. Gene Ontology annotation, molecular function: protein phosphatase regulator activity; protein binding. The annotation marks the transcript as partial. Gene Ontology annotation, cellular component: cytosol; protein phosphatase type 2A complex. Gene Ontology annotation, biological process: peptidyl-serine dephosphorylation. NCBI's taxonomy places the organism in Eukaryota, Metazoa, Chordata, Aves, Charadriiformes, Scolopacidae. The record is from RefSeq and is a predicted model, not a curated record. The transcript is spliced from 3 exons.